Messenger RNA from Clupea harengus (Atlantic herring), 2079 nucleotides. RefSeq names its product centrosomal protein 41 (gene cep41). Gene Ontology annotation, cellular component: ciliary basal body. Gene Ontology annotation, biological process: cilium assembly. NCBI's taxonomy places the organism in Eukaryota, Metazoa, Chordata, Actinopteri, Clupeiformes, Clupeidae. The record is from RefSeq and is a predicted model, not a curated record.
UGCUCGGUAACGCUUGCCUUCCAGGCGGCAAAUACAUUUAGUGCGCAUGCGCAAGAGACUUGCUAUAUUGUUGAUUAGCCACCCACAUCAGCUACAGCACCCCGGUCGGUAUUAACUCACAACCCAGUCAUUUGAGGAUGUCUGCAACACAAAAUAUUGGCAACAAAGAGUAUUUGAAGAAAAGGAUUCCACAAAAUCCACGAUACCAGCAUGUGAAGUCAAGACUGGAUACUGGCUGCAGCCUGACUAAGCAAAUGGAGAGACUUGAAGAAAUAAAGAAAAACUACAGAUACAGAAAGGAUGAACUUUUCAAGAGGCUUAAAGUGACAACUUUUGCUCAGCUGGUGCUUCAAGUUGCUUCAAUCACAGAUCUGAAUGAGACUGUCUUUGGAACAGAAACACAAGAUGAUACCUGUGGACAGCCAGAAACAGAUGCCAUCCAUUUAGCAGAGACAUCAAGUAGGAUACUGCAGCCCUCACCAACGCAGCUCAGUAAUAAUGACGAAUCUGGAGACUCUGUAUUUACUCCUAGAUCCACGCUUCAGAGUGUGAUCAGUGGUGUUGGAGAACUGGACCUUGAUAAAACUGAACCCAACCCUGUUGAUCUGAUGCCUGUGUCCAGUCCAAAUGUUCAAGAGAAGCCUUACCCUGAUUGUCCAUACUUACUGCUAGAUGUACGUGAACGAGACCUAUAUGACCAGUGUCAUAUCACCAGUGCAUUUAGUUUUCCCAUUGCAACCCUUUCACGGACAAUGAACCCUUUCACCAAGGAAGUGCUGAAUUAUAAAAAUGCGAUUGGAAAGAUCAUCAUCGUCUAUGAUGAAGAUGAGCGGGUGGCGAGUCAGGCAGCUACCACAAUGUGUGAACGGGGUUUUGAGAACCUCUUCAUGCUCUCUGGAGGCUUGAAAGUUGUAACACAGAAAUUUCCUAAUGGAAUGACGACAGGCUCAAGUCCUCAGGACAUAGGACAGAGACGCUCCGCCCUAUCUCUCUAUCAAGGCUCACCUGAAACUGGGAAGAAAUGGAGAUUCACUGCUGAAGACCUGGACAAGAUCCAAAAUAAUUUUACGGAGUGUUUUAUGCCUGGUAACCCCAACAGCCGUCUCAGCAGAAUGUCUUCGGGCAGCGCACAGUCCAAAUCAUCUCGUGUGGAAAGUCAGCAGUCCCUCUCGGUGACUGACAGGGUCAAAGUUCAAAGUGCCAGACCCUGGAAGUAACCAGAACCAUCACGUCUUCCCACAUGUGAUGGAAACAUAUUUCCACUCGACUAUAAUGUGUACACAUUCGAUCAUUCGAAAAGGGUUGUUUGUUUUUCUACUUCCACUAAUAAAUCUUACUUUAAUAUGAAAUUGCAUAUGUGAAGCAAUAGUAGGCUACAGGUGGUCAAUUCAGGGUUCUAUGUAACACUUAGAUUUGAUGCAGCAGGGCUAUAACCAUUGUUAGUCAGUGGGACAAAUCUCUGUUCAAAAUGUAUUUUCCCCAAAUGCCACAUAUAAAAUGGUAAGAUCCCAAAUGAUAUGUCACUGGUCAAUGAGAAAGCUUUUUAAAUAUUUCAUAGAUAUUAUAUGUGCAUAUGUAAUUUUCAUUACUUUUUCAGAAGUCUCCGCAGUUUGUUUUAGUUAUGCUUAUCCGGUUACAUGUACAUCCUUUGUCAACCAGUGAAGUGCUACUGACUAAAGUGUGCCUUAUAGGACAAAUGCAAUAUCAUGUUCAUGAAAUGGGACAUGGGAAUUGUUGUUCUUCGCAUAUUUCGAUGCCCAUUUGGCAUACUCUGGCUUUUUUUAAUGGUAGGCUGUUCCGUAGAAAUGUUAAGUUUGCUAUCAGUCAGACUGAUGGGUGUAUGUGUCCAUUUCCAUGGUGAUUUGUCAAAUGCCAUUUUUUCAGACAUUAAAAUUUGGAGGAUUUCCUUUUCAGACAAAUUCCAUUUUGUUGAUUUCUUGUUCAAUCAAAAGAGCAUUGCUUUUUGGUUUAAGACCACUAUUAUUUGUCACUGUUAUUUAUUUUCAUUUAAGAGUUAGGCCCGAAGUUGACAUUAUAAUCAGAUGUUACACAAAACACAAAAUAAAGAAACAAAGAAUA